Coffea eugenioides is the source of this 1017-nucleotide messenger RNA. Its product is annotated as protein FAR1-RELATED SEQUENCE 7-like. Gene Ontology annotation, biological process: regulation of DNA-templated transcription. NCBI's taxonomy places the organism in Eukaryota, Viridiplantae, Streptophyta, Magnoliopsida, Gentianales, Rubiaceae. The record is from RefSeq and is a predicted model, not a curated record. The transcript has 2 exons. Bases 1 to 1017 code for a protein of 338 amino acids.
AUGGAUUGCAACAAAUUGGCAGAAGAUCGUACCCCUGAGUUAGGAAUGGAGUUCAACAGUGAAGAGGAUGCGUACAAGUUUUACAACAAGUAUGCCUUUAAAAUAGGUUUUAGUGUACGUAAAGACUAUUUGAAUAAAGACAAAGACGGCGUGACCACGUCUAGGAGAUAUAGUUGCUGCAAGGAAAGUGUGAAGCGCAAGUAUGAAGGUGAUAUGAUGCCAAAGAGGACACAAGCGCCGACGAAAACAGGGUGUGGUGCUAAAAUGGUUAUCGUGUUGCUUAGAGGGACAAUGAAGUAUCGUGUGCAUGACCUUGUCUUAGAGCAUAACCAUGAGUUGCACAUUGCUCAAUGUUCGCACAUGAUGCCAUCACAAAGAAAAGUGAGCGAGACUCAAGGAUUUCAAGCUGAAAUAAGCGAGGACGCUGGGCUUUCAUUGAAACAGAGCCAUGAGCUUAUGGGAAAGGAGGAAAGGAGUUUGAAAUAUGGAGAAGCAGGUAGCAUGCUGAAUUAUUUUCAAGAGCAAACACUCGAGAAUCCAUCCUUUUUUCAUGCCGUACAGCUGGACUGUGAAGAGCAGAUAACGAAUAUCUUUUGGGAUGAUGCAGGAAUGUUAAUUGACUACAACUUUUUUGGAGACGUAGUCACAUUCGACACAACCUAUAAAACAAAUAAAGAAUACCGGCCACUUGGAGUGUUUGUGGGUUUUAACCAACAUAGGCAAAUUGUGAUAUUCGAUGCUGCCCUUAUGUAUGAUGAGACUAUAGAUUCUUUCAAAUGGGUGUUUAGUACAUUUCUAGAAGCAAUGUGCGGAAAGCGUCCAAGUACCAAACUAACUGACCAAGAUCACGCCAUAGUAGCCGCUCUUUCAGUUGUAUUGCCUGAAAUAUUUCACGGUCUAUGUACGUUUCACAUAAGGCAUAAUUUUAUGAAAGAUCUUGGCAAUCACUACAAGGAAAAUAGUGACCUUCCAUACAUGUUUGGUGCCUGCAUGUAUGAGAUUGAAGAAGUGGAAUAA